This is a messenger RNA of Hemiscyllium ocellatum (epaulette shark), 3249 nucleotides long. Its product is annotated as arf-GAP domain and FG repeat-containing protein 1-like. The transcript has 13 exons. The record is from RefSeq and is a predicted model, not a curated record. NCBI's taxonomy places the organism in Eukaryota, Metazoa, Chordata, Chondrichthyes, Orectolobiformes, Hemiscylliidae. The coding region runs from base 138 to 1847 and encodes 569 amino acids. Gene Ontology annotation, molecular function: GTPase activator activity.
CCCGCCCCCCCCGGUUGAUUGACACGGUAAUGGCGGCGCGGCGGUGCUUGUGAGAAGCGGGAGAGAGUGGGAGAUCCGAGCCGCCGCCGCCGACGCCCAGCCCCGGCCCCGGCCCCGGCCCCGGCCCCGGCCGCAGGAUGUCGGCCACGGCCCGCCGCAAGCAGGAGGAGAAGCACUUGAAGCUGGUGCGGGAGUUGGGAUCGCGGCCCCACAACCGGCAGUGCUUCGAGUGUGAGCAGCGGGGUCCGACCUACAUCGACAUCACAGUGGGCAGCUUCGUGUGUACGUCCUGCUCAGGCAUCCUGAGAGGCCUCAAUCCACCUCACCGAGUGAAGUCCAUCUCCAUGACAACCUUCACUGAACAGGAAAUUGAAUUCCUUCAGUCGCAUGGCAAUGAGGUGUGUCGGCAGAUUUGGCUAGGCCUGUUUGAUUCCCGAUCAUCAGUUAUUCCAGAUUACAGGGAUCCGCAAAAAAUCAAGGAGUUCCUACAGGAUAAAUACGAGAAAAAGAAGUGGUAUGUUCCUCCAGACCGGGUAAAAGUAUCUGCUGCCACGUCAGCUACGACGUCCCUGAGCAGCAGGAGUAGCACACCUGAUGUCAAACCGCUGAAGACCCUCAUGGGAGAUUCAACUCCAGCCCUGAGCGUCACCAAAAGUGCUGGGCAGGUUGCCAACCAGGCACCGGUGCAGCACCAGAAUCAGCAGCCAGUGAAGAAAUCACAGCUGGAUCUUUUGGCAGACAUUGGAGGUGAUCCUUUUGCUUCCCCGGCACCCCAGCACACCGCCGCAGCACAGGCCUUUGGGGCCUUCCCUGCCUUCGGAGCUCAGCAGACCGUACAUCCGGGUUUCCCAGGCUUCAGUCCGUUUAGCAGCGGAGGCUCAGCUCACGUUGGAAAUUUCCCACCGGCCACCCAAGCCCCUUUCCAGGUCCAGUCCGCAACCUCAGGUGGUUCGAGCAGCGCUAACUUUGCAAACUUUGAUACCUUCCCAAAAUCUUCCAGCACUAGUUUCGGAUCCUUCACUAGCUCUCAGGCCACAUCCGUGCCAGCAGGUUCGACGGUCACUGCCUCCGGUAAACAGGCUGCCUCGCAAGCCGACAAAUACGCAGCACUCGCGGACUUAGAAAGCAUCUUUAAUGCCCCUAAGUCCUCUGCAGCAGCAGGUGGUCAGAUGUCCGGUUUCAGCUUCACGUCAGCAACGAGCAGCCAACCCACGGUCUCUUCGAGCCAUUAUACAGGAGCCGAAUACAGCAGCGUCUUCAAUAUGGGAGUGCCUUCAAAUAAUGCCAGUGCUGGCACUAGCAGUAUUUCUGGGACGAUGACUGGGAGCCAAGUGCCUACACAGCAAGCUGGCACCACGAAUGCAUCGAGCUUUGGAGCUUUCAGUAAUCCGUUUGCUGCUCCUCCUGCCACAGCACAAGCUGCUUCUACCAACCCCUUCCAGACCAACGGAAUGGCACCAGCUCCAAUGUACGGCGGAGUACCACCAGGGUACGGACCUACCUCAGUCCCAGGGGGGUUCACAGGAUUCCCGCAGCAUCCCUUCUCGCAGCAGCAGCCGCAGCAGCAGCAUGUGUUCGCUCAGCCACAGGCCUAUCCACAGCAGCAAGGCUACAGCCAGCAGCAGCAGCAACAGGCUUUUGCCCAGCAGCAUUCAUUCCUGCAGCCGCAAGGCUUUACUCAGCAACAAAACGGUGCUGGGUUCGGUGCCUUUGGGCAAUCGAAAGGAAUGCCACAAAUGAUGGGUCCAUUGAUACAAGGAGGUGGAGUGCCCAGCAACCCAUUUAUGACUGGAGCCCCGCCUGGACAGUUUGCAGCAGGAAGCACAUCUACCAACCCCUUCUUAUAGUGACCUGCAAUACUUCCAGCAUGUGGCUCUUCCAAAAACAAAAAAAUCGCCUUAAACCACAGGAGUCGACCAACAGCUGUAACAUACUUAAUGCCAGUACACACAUUUCUAUACUUCAGGGGAGGGUGGGAGUUGGGUGGGGCUGUUGAGGCACUGCAAUAUUCCUUGUGGGUAUUAGUACCAAAUACCAAUGCAGGCUAUAUUGUGGAGAGGAUGGGUGGGGUCUCUGGGGGGUAAGACAGGAAGGGGGAGAGCAUGGAGGCAACUUGGCAUUCACAGAAGCUACAGCCUCACUCACACGCUGUUGGUGUUUGGGGCCGGGAUUUCGGGAGGGCUGGGUGGGAAGGAGACAGCAGAGGGUAAAGGUAGCUCUUGAGAUAUGGGAACCCUUCGGUUCAGCUGAAAGCUGUGUGGUCUAAACAAAGCAGUGGGCUAAGUAGGUGGGGGAGGCCGGGGGGGAGGCAAGACUUUUACACUGAUGGGGUUUGUACUGGGAGAGGCUUGGGGCCUAUAAUCCUUUUAAUUUGCAUAUAACUCAGUAUAUCGCUGUCAGAGGGGUUUUGGGAAGUGAGGGGGGGGCGGACGAAAGUGGGUAGUCACUGGAGUGCACUUUCACACAGCAUCAGGGGCACAGGCCGGCUUGUGGGGAAUUUAUUGGGGCAAGUGGGUGACACAGCUGGGUUGGGCAGCAGUGAAGUGGGCGGGUGCCCCCUCCUAGAGUUUGUUUGCGUUGAUUCCCGGAGUGGGUUUCAGGUGCAUGCGCUGUCACAGGGCUGGCGGAGAGCGGUGUGGGUGCUCUCGGCGUUUGUGGAACUUCGGACACUGACCUUAGAGGUCCGGCAGCUGUCCGAGCCCAGUCGGGAGAGGGUGAGGAGGGGAGCUUGUGAGGAGAGGCGGUGUCUAUGCGUUGGCAGAGACUGUCACUGCUGCAAACCCCCCGCCAUCUGCGGCGAUCGUUGUUCACCGAGGGGACGGAUCACUGGACUCCUUGUUUUAACAUUUGAAGGGUCCCAUUCGUAAGCAAACUCUCCUCAGUUUGCCCUUCCCAACUUGCUGCCCCCUCUUCCUCCUCCUCCUCAGCCCCACUUUGCAGUGCUUUAUCAGGUCCACUUGCAUUCCUCCCACUUCCUUGUGACGGACCGUCUCCUCCACCCGAUCGACCGUUGUUUUCUCCCGUCUCGGAAGAUGCCUUUCCAUUCCAAAGACUGCUGUCAAGUGAAAACCGACCUGGUGAUGACCGGAUCUGGAAUUGGUCCGUCUCCCCCCCCUUGUUACUGUUUGGCGAGCUGCUCUGUUGGUAUCUCGGGCUUGUUUCUGUGUCUUUUAAUUUUUUUAAAACUGUUACACCAAUUCUGCUGCGUUCUACCGUUCAUUCAAAAUAUAUAUUUUGUUCAUCUAUCAA